GCCAAGGCCUCAGACAAUGGGUUGGGUUGGAGAUUCAGGUGAUGGCUCCAGUCCAAGGGUUUGCUUGAAGGGCUGGUGACAGGCUGGGUUUGAAUUUGGAGUGACUGUAGCUGGCAGUUUGGUUCUGAUUCAGGCUGGGUUCACGGGAUGGUUCUGGUUCAAUUUGGGUAAUGGUUCUGGUUCUGGUGAUGACUCCAGUUCAGUUUGGGUGUGGUUGCUGGUUUUGGUUCAGGGGAGGAUUGCGGUUCUGGUUCGGUUUGGGGUUCAGGGGAUAGUUCGGUUUGGGGGAUGUUUCCGGUUCUGGUUCAGGGAUGAUUCUGGUUCUAGGUUCCAGUUCAGGGAAUGGUUUCGCUUUGGAUUGAGGUUCAGGGGAUAGUUCCGAUUCUAGGGUCUGGUUCAGGGAUGAUUCUGGUUCUAGGUUCCAGUUCAGGGAAUGGUUUCGCUUUGGAUUGAGGUUCAGGGGAUAGUUCCGAUUCUAGGGUCUGGUUCAGGGAUGAUUCUGGUUCUAGGUUCCAGUUCAGGGAAUGGUUUCGCUUUGGCUUGAGGUUCAGGGGAUAGUUCCGAUUCUAGGGUCUGGUUCAUGGGAUGGUUCUGGGUUUUGGUCCGGACUGUGGGCCCCGGGCAGCACAGUGCUCCUAGCUCUCUCCAAUGAUGCUCAGCCCCAACCGUUGUGUUUCAGCCCUGGCGAGAAGCCAGGAUUCCUGCCCCCGAGGGAGCUGAGCAAGUACAGCCCCCUGAUCAAGAGCCACUCCAUGACCAACAUCCAGAAGGGCCGGGGGAAGGAGGACGAGCAGCACCUCCAGCAGCUGCCCGCCUCCCCACGCCAGGCCUGGGAGAGGAGGAAGGUGCAGCGCACCCAGAGUGUGCCAGCCCAGAGCAAGGCCGGACGCAGGCUGCAGAAGCAGAGCAGCAUGGAGCACGUGGUUGAGUCCCAGGGAGAAGAGAGUCACGAUGGGAGCCCUCGCCCCUCUACCUCCCGCCCACGGGAUGGCCGAGCCCACCCGGGGCGAUCCAAUCUCCGCCAAUCUGCCUCACUACCCCGGAAAUCCACGGUGCCCUGGCAGCGCCACGCUGAGGAAGCGGCCAAGGCGCAGACUGAGCUGUACGCCAUGCGGCCGCUGGAGAAGCAUGGGAAGCAAAUUGAGGAGCUGAGGAAGGAGCUGGCAGAGUCCAGGGAGAAGCAGAGGCUCUUUGAGCGCCAGCUGGAAAUGCAGGUCACCCAGAACCAGACACUGCUGGAGGAGCAGGCCAAGAGCCAGGGGCAGGAGGAGAGACUCCGGAGGCAGCUGGAGCAGCUGGAAACCCACCUGGCAAACCUCAGCACCAGGGUGGCGGCGGCAGAGGGCAGCCGGAGGAAGGACCAGGAGAAGCUGAAGGCCAACGAGGAGAGGACGAAGCGUCUGGAGCGCCGCCUGUCAGCCCUGGAGCUGGAACACGCCGAGCUGCUCUGUGCCAUCAGCCAGCGGCAGGGACUCCAGGACAAGCCACCCAACUCACUGCUGAUGCCAGCGCCACAGGACGGGGCCGAGGACUGGCAGGAGGUUUAGCCAGCUUGGUGGGCCCAGACGGCCAGCCCCUGGGCCCUGCGUGGGACGCACCCCACCCCAGCAGCUACCACCCGCUUUGGAUACCCUGCCAGCCAGACCUUGUCUCUAGAAAGUUGUCACAGACCGAAGCCCAGCAGCUCUUUCCUGGUAUGAGUCCAGCCUGGCAGGGUCCUGAGUCUGCCAGGGAUGUUGUUCCAGAUAGUGGAGUCCCAGGGAGCUGCAGGCUGCUGCUGUGAAUCCCCUGCAGCUCUCCACUCCCCAGGAGUGGUGGAGAGUGAUGGGAUUUGUGAGAGGCCCUCUCUCAGCCCAGCUGGGGUUCCCCUCCCUAUCCCUGCAUCCAAAGGGUCCCCAGGUGCUUCCUUCUGAACCCCCCCACACACACACACACACUCCCGAUGCCUUGCUGCCCCCUCCAUCGUACCCAUGCUGCCAGUAGUGGAACAUGGCCCCAACAUGCCCAAGC
Molecule: messenger RNA, 2010 nt
Organism: Chrysemys picta bellii (western painted turtle)
Lineage: Eukaryota; Metazoa; Chordata; Testudines; Emydidae
Source: RefSeq, a predicted model, not a curated record